AUGACAUUAUUGGAGAAUGACAAUUUUUUGGUUGAAUUGGCGAAGUUAUUCCAAAAAGCCAGGGUUGGUGGACCUCAGGCUGUUUCGAUCACCCUGAAACAUUAUGAUGGCCGUACUAAACCGCAUCCAAAAUCUGGUGUAUCAAUGCGCUCACCGAAAGGAACCGAAGAUCUGUGUUUGUUUAGGGCGAAAUUAGGCGACAAGAAAAUCAGCACUGUGGUCCAUCCAAAAGAAGUGAACAAAUUCCAACUUGCCUAUGCUGCGGUGCUUAAAUCGAAUAUGGAUAAUUUGAAGAAGAGAGAGCGAAAACCGGCUGCGGGCACUGCAGUAAAACCGAAAGCUGAAGUCAGAAAAGUUAAAAAAGCACAUUAG
Anisakis simplex (herring worm) is the source of this 372-nucleotide messenger RNA. The record is from the annotation of a GenBank genome assembly. Lineage: Eukaryota; Metazoa; Nematoda; Chromadorea; Rhabditida; Anisakidae.